Messenger RNA from Racocetra persica, 131 nucleotides. The record is from the annotation of a GenBank genome assembly. Lineage: Eukaryota; Fungi; Glomeromycota; Glomeromycetes; Diversisporales; Gigasporaceae.
UAUUUGUAUUGCUUGGAACUGGAUUACUUAAAAUUGUAGUAAUUGUAAGAGUUGCAGCAAAAUCGCAUGAAUUGGCAUGUGCUCGUAGACUUUGCGAUGUAAAUUACUCACAAGAAAUUUCCGGCACAUGA